Serendipita indica DSM 11827 is the source of this 1518-nucleotide messenger RNA. The record is from the annotation of a GenBank genome assembly. NCBI's taxonomy places the organism in Eukaryota, Fungi, Basidiomycota, Agaricomycetes, Sebacinales, Serendipitaceae.
AUGGCCACCACGGGCUUCCCACCGGACAUCAGCCCAAACGCUCCUCGAACAGAAUAUCCGACUUCUAACCCACUAGAAGAAGAAACAGACGCUGGUGCGCUGAGCCCGCAGACUGAAGUUGAGCCAACACCGGGCAUCAACGGACCUGUUCGGUGGUACGACGCUGACCGGACGCAAUCCUACGCAAAGAUUCAACCGUUUCAAGAGAAAAAUGAUACUUCUGUCGAAUUCGUAUUCAAACCAAUCACGCUCACGAUAUUGUUCUUUGCAAUGUCAAUUCUGGCGUAUAUCGGCAUGUCGACAGACGUGCUCGAGGAAGGGCGCUCGAAACAACGAUUGGGUAUAUAUGCUAUUAUAUCGGGAUUCUUACUAUUUGCCAUGAUUCAAUUCCGAGAUGGACCCUUUAUUCGGCCUCACCCUGCCUUCUGGCGGGUGGUUCUAGCUGUGAACCUGCUCUACGAACUGGCCAUGGUGUUUCUCUUAUUCCAGGAUCUCAACACAGCACGCCAAUACAUGGUACUGCUCGACUCUAAUCUGGGAAAACCGUUACCGGAGAAAAGCUAUGCAGAAGAUUGUUCUUUAAGCAUUGGUACUCUAUGGAACGCAUUGGAUAUAUUUUGUAUUGCCCACACUCUAGGAUGGUUCGGAAAGGCUCUCAUCUUGAGAGACUAUUGGUUCUGCUGGAUCCUUAGUAUUGCAUUCGAAUUCGCAGAGUACUCUCUUCAACAUCAACUGGCAAACUUUGCCGAAUGCUGGUGGGACCAUUGGAUCCUCGAUGUUCUGCUCUGCAAUUGGUUUGGCUUGUUCGUCGGGAUGAAGACAUGCGAGUAUCUCCAGGUCAAGCACUUCUCAUGGCGCAAGAUCAGGCCAUUCUCAUUUGCUCAUACUCGCCGAUUUUCAUUCCGACACAAGCAAUCAGUAUCCAUUGAAGACGAAGAAUUGACACCCAAACCGGCCGAACAAACUCCAGCUCCCCCGGCGUCCUCGUCCAAAACAAAACGUCCUGGUGCGAUUCGUCGAAAUACCAAAAAGGUUCUCAAGCAAUUCUCACCUCACGACUUCACGAGCUUUGAGUGGGGUGGAACAACGUCGUUCACAGCGUACUUUACUGUGGUAUUACUUCUGUCGGUCUUUCUUGCGGCGGAACUCAACCCCUUUUAUCUCAAAUUCCUGCUCUGGAUGGAGCCGUCACAUCCAUUUGUCAUCGCUCGCUUAGUUGGGGUAUUCUUAUGCGGGCUGCCAGCUGUACGUGAACUCUACCAGUACAUGAACGAUUCACGCCGUGCGGUGCGCAUGGGCCAACAUACUUGGCUCUUGCUAGCGACAAUCAUAACCGAGCUCCUCGUCAUUGUCAAGUGGAGCAAGGGAAUGUUCCCAGAGCCAAUGCCAAAGAACAUUAAAAUAUUUUUGAGCACGAUCGCGACGCUGCUAAUCGUGUAUCCAACUGUCAAGUUUGGCGUUCCCGCGUCACGCCGCUAUCUUCUUCGGGGGCAGAGAAAGACUCUCAAGGUUCAAUAG